AUGUUGGAGCAAAUUAAGUCUGGGGAUGGUAAAGUUUACUGUAGGAGAUCGCCUGAAAACAGCAAGGGCAGCAGCGAUUUGUUGAGGGGACAAACUAUUGUUUCAGAGGGGCUAAACCCCACGAGAACACUACAUGCUUCUGGUUUUGAUAUGGGUUCCGAUAAUUUUUCGGGCCUGAGUCGUGUCGGGUCAGCUGUGAGGGGAGGGUUUCUGAGGCAGGAAAAUCAGGUUCGGAUAGAUUUGUCCAUGACAUCGAAACGCCAUUUUCUUGAGCUAAGGAGGAAACUGGAGGCCGAGCGGGAGAUGGUUCGGAGCUUGAUGAGCAAGAUUGAAGCAAAUGAGAAUGAGGUCCGCAAGCUUAUUAUUAGAAAUGCUGAUAAGGUGGCUAUGGGAAUGGGACCGUCACGAACAGUGAAGCCCGUGAAUCAGUCAAUUAAGCAGUCGAGCGUUGGUAAAGUGGGGAAAGAGAAAAGGACUCCGAAGGUAAACAAAUUGUACAGGAAUUCGGAGUUUUUGCUGGCCAAGGAUAAGAUUCCCCAUGUUGAAGGCAACAAAAGAUUGAAGUCAAAGGGUGAAGGAGGAAGUGGGCUGGGAAUGCAGAAUUUUUCAAUCAAUCAGGCAUUCAAGAGUUGUAGUGCUCUCCUUGAGAGAUUGAUGAAGCACAAGCAUGCUUGGGUAUUCAACACGCCUGUGGAUGCUGUUGGUCUUGGUCUGCAUGACUAUUUUGAAAUCAUAAAGAACCCUAUGGAUCUUGGUACCGUGAAAAAUAGAUUGACUCAGUCUUGGUAUAAGUCCCCGGUCGAGUUUGCCGAGGAUGUGAGACUCACUUUUCGUAAUGCUAUGACUUAUAACCCAAAAGAGCAAGAUGUUCACUUGAUGGCGGAUCUGCUGUCCAAAUUGUUUGAGGACAAAUGGGCUCCUAUAGAGGCUGAUUAUAGGCAUGAGAUGAAGCUUGCUUCAGAUUUUCAUGUGGGCUUGCCAAUGCCUAUGGCUCAGAAGUCUCUUCCCCCCUCACAGUCAAGGGCAAAACCUGAUAUGAAACUAUCUGUUGAUACUGAUCCAAAAAGAAAGACAAUGGGUGCUGUUCAAUCUGGCAAGGUUCCUUCCCCAAAGAAACCUAAGGCAAAGGAUUCUGACAAGAGGGAGAUGACAUAUGAAGAGAAGCAAAAGCUUAGUGUAAAUUUGCAGAAUUUACCUUCCGAGAAGCUUGAGAACGUCGUUCAGAUUAUUAAGAAGAGAAAUCCCUCAGUUUCACAGCAAGAUGAUGAGAUUGAAUUCGAUAUUGACAGUGUUGAUGCUGAGACUCUGUGGGAGCUUGACAGGUUCAUAACAAAUUAUAAAACGAGUUUGAGCAACAACAAAAGGGAGGCUGAAAAUGUCAGUCAAAUAGCCACUGAUCUAUAUCCAACAACCAAGGAAAAUAUUACCUCGACAGUUCAGACUGAGACUCCAAAAGAAAGCAGAACAGAUGAAGUGAGAGCUGUCAUAACUCCAGUUGAAGUGGAAGGGCCCCAAUGCGUUAACACAAAUAAAGAAGCCAACCACAGCAGCUCCAGCUCUGAUACCACCAGAUCCUCAUCCAGGGAUUCUGAUGUUGAAAGUUCCUCAGCAGAUGGAUCUGAUGGCAAACACUCACCAAACAAUUGA
Striga hermonthica is the source of this 1647-nucleotide messenger RNA. The record is from the annotation of a GenBank genome assembly. NCBI's taxonomy places the organism in Eukaryota, Viridiplantae, Streptophyta, Magnoliopsida, Lamiales, Orobanchaceae.